AUGAAAUCGUACAUUUCAGACUUACGUUCAUCAAGAUUGUAUUUUGCUUGGAUAGCUGGUUUAUUGUUGAGUAUUGCCUUGAUAUUAUUUAUCACAAGUCAUGUUUAUGUUCGUUGGAGUAUUUUUCCAUUUGCUUAUCGAAAUGUUGGUUCAGUUUAUAGUGGUUUAUGGCAUCGAAAUACAGUUUAUAGUGGAAGAUUAGUAAAAUUUAAAAUAAUAUGUGCAAAGGAAAGAAUGCCAUGUAUGAAACUCAUUAUAGCACGAAUCUUUAUGAUUAUGGCUUGCAUUACAUCGAGUAUUGGAGUUAUAUGUUUUUGUAUUAUUUCUAUAUUUAAAAACUUCUAUAAAUCUAUUAUGUAUAACGGUGGAUUCGGCUUGGCUUGUCUUUCUUUCGCAUUUGGUAUGACCGGAUUUUUAUUUGGACUUAGUUGGGUUAGGCAAUCUGACAGAGAUCUAAUUGGUGGUGCUGCUAUCUGCGCUUUAGUUGGUUCAUUGUUUUCACUUGUUAGUGCCAUUUGUGCUUUUUUUAUUAAUUCAAAAGGAUCUAUGUAA
Rotaria sp. Silwood1 is the source of this 552-nucleotide messenger RNA. NCBI's taxonomy places the organism in Eukaryota, Metazoa, Rotifera, Eurotatoria, Philodinida, Philodinidae. The record is from the annotation of a GenBank genome assembly.